Molecule: messenger RNA, 1239 nt
Organism: Panonychus citri (citrus red mite)
Lineage: Eukaryota; Metazoa; Arthropoda; Arachnida; Trombidiformes; Tetranychidae
Exons: 1
Coding region: 1-1239 (412 amino acids)
Biological process (GO): deoxyribonucleotide biosynthetic process
Cellular component (GO): cytosol
Molecular function (GO): ribonucleoside-diphosphate reductase activity, thioredoxin disulfide as acceptor
Source: RefSeq, a predicted model, not a curated record
AUGGAAUACCUACAUCCAUCUUCUCUACCAGCUAAUAAAAGUGAGCUCGAUAUAUUUAAUGUACCACCAACUCAAGUUGCUAUUGAUUCAGUAUAUGAAACUGAUUAUCGUCCUGCGGCAAGUUUAGAAUCUUCACGAACAUAUGAAUUGAUAAUUCCAGCAUCGGAAGAUUUUACAGAUCUUAGUGCAACAAUGUUACAUAUGAAUAUCAAUAUAUUAAAAGGAGAUAGUAAGGUUGUUAAUACAACCAAUUUGGUGAAGCUAGUUUCUAAUUUUGGAAAUGCAUUAUUUGAACAGAUUGAUUUAUUUUUAGGUUCAACUAAUACUUCACUUGCUAAUAACAUGUAUCAUUAUCAAGCUUACAUCGAAGACUUAUUGUAUAGAUAUCCAACUAAUAUCGAUGAAUCAUUUAUCAAAAAUGCAACUAUUGUUAGCGAGGACAAGACAUAUGAAUUAUACUACAGAUUACAUCUUCCCCUCUGUUUGCAAGAUAAACUUUUAAUAAAUGGAAUACCCUUAGUGUUUAGAUUUACAAGAAGUCAAUCUACAUUUCCACUUAUUAGAAUGAAAGACGGAGAUAAAGAAAAUUACUCAAUUCACAUUUCAAAUUUUACAUUACAUUUAACACGUGUUAAGCUAUUUCCUGAUGCACAUGCAACAAUUAUACAUACUCUUGAAACUCAUCCAGCAAAGUAUUUCAUAACUAGAGCGGAUACAAAAAGUUUUACUAUUCCUUCUGGUGUUUCAACAAUGACAAUAGAAAAUUUAUUUGUUGGACAAUUACCAAAACGAAUUAUAAUAGGUUGUGUUAAAGAGGAAGCUCUUAACGGUGAUAUCAACCACAAUCCAUUCAAUUUUGAAAAUUUUAACAUCAAUCAUAUUUGUCUGAAUAUUGAUGGUGUAAUUUACCCAAGUAUUCCUUACAAACCAGAUUUCAAUAAAGGGAAUUGUAUGAGAGAGUAUUUAAGUCUAUACAAAGCUCUUAAUCAAGAUGAAGGAAUCCCUCAAAUAGAAUUGACUUAUGAACAAUAUAAGAAUGGAAAUGUUCUAUUUGCAUUCGAUAUCGGUGGACCUCUUGGUGCAGAAAGUGGUGUUUUAUCACUUAUAAAACGAGGAAAAAUUAGACUGGAAAUUAGGUUUGAUAAAAGCAUAACAUCUUCUAUAAAAGCUAUCGUUUUCGGUCAAUUUGACAACCUUAUUACUAUCGAUAAAGAUCGACAAGUGACGAUUGACUAUUAA